UGGAGACAGUACCACUGCCUCUUCUACCUGCAAAGUCUGAGGAGGGGGCGACGAAGGAGGAGGGAAGAAAGGAAAGAUGAACUGGAAUUGUCCAUUCUGCAACUUUGGUUCAAAUUCAUUCUGCAACUUCGGUUCAAAUAAUCCAAUAUGCAGCGACUGCAGAGAGAAUGCAAGAAGAAUGAUUGUCUUAACCAAUAAACUUCAGAAUGAGAAAAGAUUGGACAACCAAAUUAGAACUAGUUCCUCUUCCUCCACGGGACUUGGAAAUGCGUUGAAAUUUAUGGAGCAAAUGAAGGAGAUGGAGGACGAACUUAAUGAAAAACUGAAUUUUCUAAGUGGAUUUGCUGCUGCAUUUAAAGAACAAAUUCAUGCAGAUAUUCUCGUCAAACCUGGAACUGAUGAACCCUCGUUACCUGCACAUAGAGCACUCCUGGCAGCUAGGUCGAUUAUAUUGAAACACAUGUUAGAUUCAGACCAAUGCAAGGCUCCUCCAAAUGACACCAUCACCUUUCAGGAAUUGAAUUAUGCGGAGCUGGAGUCUCUAUUGGAGUUUCUUUAUAGCGGAGACUUGCCUAAAGAUAAGAUGGAUAAACAUGUUUUUACAUUGUCAAUUGCUGCAGAUAAAUAUCAGAUUCCAUUUCUUCAGAAAUUUUGUCAGAAACAAAUGCUCGGAUCCUUAAGCUCAUCAAAUGUUCUUGAUGUCCUGGAAAUAGCUGAUACUUGUUCCAGCUCAACUUUGAAGGAGAAUGCCCUAAACUUCAUUGUAAAGAACGUGAAGGAUGUAGUUUUCUCUGAUAGAUUUGAUGCAUUUGCAGUUAAGAAUCCUCAUCUAACUGUGCAGAUAACCAGGGCAUCCUUGAUGGAGAAAAUUGACACGAACCAAAAACAAGGUCCAUUUACCUUCUUCAAGCCCUUGUGACAUCUCUUCAUCUGAAAAAAAUUCUCGAUGUGAAAACACAGAGCCAGGAGGCUGAUCUUUGUAAAGGAAAAAGAGUGGAUCGGCAGGGUCCCAAAUGAAUUGACUUAUUCAAAAAGGGCCUGGUUCUUUGGAAGAUCUAUUUCGUGUCUGGUACUGAAUGGUUCCAUUCUGCAAAAACUCUGAAUCAUUCUCUGGAAGCUCAUCCUCUUCAUCACAAGUGAUCCACUUGCCCCAAAAUGGCCUGGACUUUCAAGUGUGUCUGACUUUCUGUGUCAACUAAUAGAUUUUGAAUAGGAUCAGCAAUUUGCUGCUCUUGAAUGUUGUGAUUUUUUUUUCUUCUUUUUCUUUUUUUCGAUGGGAUGAACUGCUUGUGGACUGUAUGUAGUACUAUCUUCCAUAGUUAACUAGUUAGAUGCCAAGUUAUCUUUAAAUUUUGUCCCUGGAAUGUAUCGAGUAGUAUACCUGU
This is a messenger RNA of Coffea eugenioides, 1385 nucleotides long. RefSeq names its product BTB/POZ domain-containing protein At3g56230-like. The transcript has 3 exons. The record is from RefSeq and is a predicted model, not a curated record. Gene Ontology annotation, molecular function: protein binding. The coding region runs from base 77 to 919 and encodes 280 amino acids. NCBI's taxonomy places the organism in Eukaryota, Viridiplantae, Streptophyta, Magnoliopsida, Gentianales, Rubiaceae.